Messenger RNA from Macrobrachium nipponense, 2186 nucleotides. RefSeq lists its product as uncharacterized. The transcript has 2 exons. The record is from RefSeq and is a predicted model, not a curated record. The coding region runs from base 137 to 559 and encodes 140 amino acids. NCBI's taxonomy places the organism in Eukaryota, Metazoa, Arthropoda, Malacostraca, Decapoda, Palaemonidae.
AUGUGUCCUCUUUAGCACUAUUUCUAGUAAAAUAUUGCUAUCGAUAAAUAACAUUUUUUCACCUUUUUUUGCAACUACCAUCUUAAUUUAUGACAUCUAUUAUGAACUCUAAAGAGAAUAUAGGUGUAUUUAACGUAUGUGUAUAUUUAACAUGCUUCCAUUUUCUUCACUUGAAAAUUUUGUCUCUUUCUUUCCUGAUAAUAGAGAAGUGAUGAUCCAAGAACUCACAAAGUUGCAAAAUCGUAUGGGCCAUGUUCAGUCCCUCACAUCUGCAGUUAGCGACCGUUUUAGUCAGUUGGUUGCAAACCAUCGAAGAUUUCUCAUGCUUACCCAGAUGUGUGGUGGUAACCAGGAAUCUACCACUCAGCCACUUCGUGAACGUCUAGAAGAUCUAGUUAAUAAUAAAGUAGAUGCUGAGAAAUCUGAGCCUUCCACACAACAACAGGCCAUUGACAGACUAGAAGAACUGGUGAAUGUGACAGCUGAGAGUGACAAGGUGGUGAGUGUGAACAUUUUAUAUUCUCUUGACAUAUGUGCACUAACACAGGAUGCACAUUAAACUGUAUAUAACCUGUGUGGCUUUUUAGCAAAGAAGAACAAAGCGUUUAUGUGCAUGUGAUGAUUUUACAUAUAUAGUACUGUAGUUGCAUUUCAUUUUGUAUGCAGGUCAACUGACAUUUCUGGAUUCUAAUCAGUUUAACAUUCAUUAAUUGAACAGGAAUGCAUUAGCUAGCUGUGAGGAUAGUUGUCAUUUUCAGCAAAAGUGAAGAAUUGUUGGGUUCUGUCAGAAUUAUUUGCAUAAUGCAGUAAAUCCCUAAUAUAAGUUUUAGCUCUUGUGUUCUUAAGAUAGGAAUUGGAAAAUAUAGUUUUUAACAAAUCUACAAACCCUUACUUUAACAGAAGUCAUAUUUUAAGAUCUGGAGAAGAAAAACCCAAUGAAUUUUGAAUCCUUAUUAAUGAUCAGGUUUUUGGUUGAAGCGUCUCUAACUAAGUUGUAUGCCUUCUCUCAUUCUUUAGGUUUAUGACCAUUUUAGUCAUGAAUAUAAGCAGACAUAUCAGUGCUUUUCUUCUGCCAACUAAUAUCUAUGCUUUUGUUUCUUAUGUUCUGACCAUUAAUUGUUCUUUGAGUGAAUGUUUUUUUUUCCAUUUUAUUUUAAUAAGAAUUUUCCUCAUGGAUAUGAUAUGUAUUUUUUUGUGUGUUGUGCUUCUUAAUAUGUGAUGAUGUUAGUACUUCAGUAAUUAUUAACAUACUGUACUUUGGUUUUUCUGUUUUAAUUACUAGUGAUGUAGGAAUUUAGGAUGGUUUGGUGUUAUCAAGAUCAUUUUGAUUCAGUGUUUUUACUGUGGCUUGCUCUGGCAGGGAAAAUGUGUGCGGUCAUGGUUGUUUUGACCUAUAGUCAACCUCCACUAGCCACGGUCUUGCAAUUCGUGGACUCGCCUAUUUGUGGAUUUCUCUAUGGAAAAUUUGCCUGUUCUCUGUAUUUUUCAGAGAAAUAUUCACUAAUUAGCACUGUAUUUUCCUAUAAUUUUCAUUUUGUUUCAUCAUGAAAUGAUAAAAGUAUUAAAAUACUCGGGUACAGUAGAAACCUGGUCCUGGACCAUACUAGAACUGGAAAUAAUUGGAUUUCAACGUUAAUUUUGUGUAAAUUUUGCAUCAGCUCAAACAAAAACCGGAAUCCGACCCAGUGAAAUCAUGAUUUUUGUAAAUAUGCUCGUUUAAAGCCCGCUCGCUUUGCUGCUAUUGUUUUGAGCAAGUAGUACAUGCUUGUACAGGUAUUUCCUUAGUUUUUGUGGCUUUCUAUAGUGUACUAUUUUGAUUCAAUCAUUGGUCCCAAGACAGCCAUUGCAGAUAAGCAGCAGAGGAAAACGUUAAGAACCACAAUCGAGCUUAAGAACGUUAUUGGAAAUUUUUAUGAAAGAGGCAUUUGUGUAAUAAUCUUAAAAUUCUGCCAAGAUUUGUAAUAAUAGGCUAACCCUUGAUUUGUCGAUAUUUGUGUCAAUAGGUAACUACCAUUACAACUAUAUUGACAAACUAUCAACACUAAACAAAACAUCUGUAUGUAAUAUGUAAUGGUUAGAACCGUAGGUUAUUCAAGUGAAUCACUAGUGAUACCACUUUUGAUACUUCAAACAAAACAACUGUAAUUACGUUAAUUACCAUGGCUAAUUACCAUAAUUAGACUAGG